AUGAGUACCGAUUUAUUUUCAAUAUGUACCAAAUGUUUGGGUGAUGAAUCACAAAUCAAGAUGAUCAAGCAGGUCAAUGGAGAUGAGUGUCGCCAGUGCACUCGGCCGUAUACAAUAUACCGAUGGGGAAACCGAAUAUCAUCAAACAGUUUACAUAAAACCAUAAUAUGCAUUACAUGUGCCAGAGCCAGACACUGCUGUCAAUCUUGCUUGCUAGAUAUUACUUACGGUAUCCCUACAGACCUAAGGGAUACAGCGUUGGAAAUGGCCGGUCUUGAACCUUUAACGAAAUCCACCAAUCCGACUAAUCGUGAAGUCAAAGCCAUUAUGGCAGAUAAGUUGGAAAACAAAUUUAAAGAGGAAAACGAUAGGUCUGAUAACAUAUUAUCAAUACUAGCUGAAAAACUAAAUAAGCAAGAGAACAAAAAGGAGAAAGACACAGAAACUACUAUAGAUGUGGCCAAGUUGGCAAAGAAACUACCAUUUGGGAAUCUGCUUGAUGUUCAGAAAUAUCCUGAGAUGACAUCGUUUUUCAUAUUUGGAUUUCUGUCGGAUUUCCCACAAGCCAUCAUUUCCAGAUAUGCAUCGCAGUAUGGAAAACUAGAAUCAAUAGUUAUCAAUAACUUGAGUGGCUGUGGGUUUAUUAAGUUUGAAAAAGUGAGUUCUGCAGUGGGCUUUGCAAAAGCAAUCGAUGACAAUGGGUUGAAUAAAAACAAAAAUACAGCAGGACUAUUAAUAUUGGAAAAUAUCCCAAUGAGAGUUUGUUUUGGGAAACAAAAACCAUUACCCCGAACUGCUGCAGAUCAAAGAAAAUUGAAUACUGUAGUUACAAAAGUGAUGAAGCAGUUGGCAAGUAAAGAUAAGAGCAGUUCACCUGUGGUGAAAUCAAAAACACCAAAGAAAACAAAGGUAUACAAAGCCUUACUGGAAGACUACGAGGAAUAA
Messenger RNA from Candida dubliniensis CD36, 945 nucleotides. RefSeq lists its product as uncharacterized. Lineage: Eukaryota; Fungi; Ascomycota; Pichiomycetes; Serinales; Debaryomycetaceae. Bases 1 to 945 code for a protein of 314 amino acids. The transcript has a single exon. Gene Ontology annotation, cellular component: U2-type catalytic step 1 spliceosome; U2-type catalytic step 2 spliceosome; Prp19 complex. Gene Ontology annotation, molecular function: pre-mRNA binding; U6 snRNA binding. The record is from RefSeq and is a predicted model, not a curated record.